AUGUCUGCCGCCGUCGAUGAGCAGUCUGUUCCCCAGGAGCAGCGUCAGCUGUCGAUUCAGCGGGCCGAUGUACCUGCCAACGGAGGCAACAAGGAGGACAACGAGGCCGCCGAUAUGGCGACGGAGUUGAAACCCGUCGGCCAUGACGAGCCGCCGACGAACAUGUUUAACCAGGGUUCCCAGAAUUAUCGCACACUCGGCCGCUGGGACACCGUCUUCGUCCUCAUCACCAACCAAGUUGGUCUCGGUAUUCUGUCCUUGCCCGGCUGUCUCAAGGUGCUCGGCGUCGUGCCUGGCGUAAUCGCCAUCAUUGGUCUCGGCUCUAUAUCUGCAUACACUGCGUACAUUCUCCUCCAAUUCUACCGCCGCUACCCUCACGUCGUCAACAUUGUCGACAUGUGUCGCAUCAUCGGCGGCAAACCUCUGGAAGUUGUCGCUGGACUGGGUCUCUUGGUCAAGGUCAUGAUGACUUGCGCUUCCGCUGCCGUCACUCUCUCCGUGUCUUUCAACACCCUGAGCGGUCACGCUUUCUGCACCACCAUUUUCAUCACGAUUGCCGUCAUCGCCUGCUGGAUCCUGUGUCUGCCACGAACGGUCAAGUUCGUUUCGCAGAGCGGUAUCCCCUCGACGAUCAGCAUCCUGGCCGCUGCCUUCAUCGUCAUCAUCAGUCUCGGUGUCUCGAGGCCGACUGGAGCGCCCCCGGGAUGGGAUAAAGAGAUCGCGGUCAUUGGCAAGCCUACUUUCCGCCAGGGUCUCAACGCCUGCCUCAAGAUCUGCUAUGCAUAUGCGGGAAACAUCUCAUGGGUCGGCUACAUGGCGGAGAUGCGUAAUCCUAGCCGCGACUUCCCCGUCGCUCUGGCCUGCCUCGAAGUCUUCUCCAUCACAAUCUACACAGUCAUCGCCAUCGCCAUCUAUUGUCUGGCCGGCAACUACACAACGUCGCCAGCCCUCGGCUCGGCGCCAAGCGUCGCAGCCAAGGCCGCCUACGGCGUCGUCCUUCCCGCCGUCUUCGCCACGGCCAUGGCGUUCGGCCACACGGGCAUCAAGUACAUGUACGUCGUCGCCAUGCGCGCCAUGAAGUCCACCCACCAGGUCACCGACCGCAGCGUCAAGUCCUGGGGAACCUGGUUUGCCUGCGUCACGCUGUACUGGGUCAUCGUCUGGGUCAUCUCCAACGCCAUCCCCAUCUUCGACUCGAUCCUCUCCAUCUCGUCAGCGACGACGAUCGCGUGGUUCACCUUUGGGCUCAGCGCCAUCUUCUGGCUGCACCUGAACCGGGGACAGUAUUUCAAGAACUGGAAAAAUGGCCUGCUGACCGUCUUAAACUGCCUGCUCAUCCUGCAGUCGCUGUUUAUGAACGCCGGCGGGCUGUGGUCCUCCAUCACGCAGCUCAUUGAUAUUUUCAACAAUGACAGCAGCAGCGUGCGGGGAGCAUUCUCCUGUGGCGAUAACUCGCAGGUUGUCUGA
Verticillium dahliae VdLs.17 is the source of this 1467-nucleotide messenger RNA. RefSeq names its product amino acid transporter. The transcript is spliced from 2 exons. Bases 1 to 1467 code for a protein of 488 amino acids. Gene Ontology annotation, molecular function: amino acid transmembrane transporter activity. Gene Ontology annotation, cellular component: vacuolar membrane. Gene Ontology annotation, biological process: amino acid transmembrane transport. The record is from RefSeq and is a predicted model, not a curated record. NCBI's taxonomy places the organism in Eukaryota, Fungi, Ascomycota, Sordariomycetes, Glomerellales, Plectosphaerellaceae.